This is a messenger RNA of Carcharodon carcharias (great white shark), 6510 nucleotides long. It is a transcript of the gene thada, whose product is annotated as THADA armadillo repeat containing. Lineage: Eukaryota; Metazoa; Chordata; Chondrichthyes; Lamniformes; Lamnidae. Gene Ontology annotation, cellular component: cytosol. The record is from RefSeq and is a predicted model, not a curated record. Gene Ontology annotation, biological process: tRNA methylation. Bases 263 to 6142 code for a protein of 1959 amino acids. The transcript is spliced from 37 exons.
GGCUGAUUUAUAUGGUCGAAGCGGCUGGAGAUGGGCUCCCUGCAAUGAAAGCACUUUCCUUAACGCUGCGAAUAGUGUUGCUUUUGCUUUUUAAACCGUGGAAUAGGUUUGCUCGCGCACUGCUUUCCAACCUCUUCACACCACCACCCCCCCUUUCCCCCAAAAGCUGUCACGUUUGUUGAAGUGAUCACAACAGGACAGCCUGGGCCAUUUCCAACUUUGGGCGCCUUCCUACCGGCGUUUUAAAGUAAUUUGAGUGGGGAUGGUUCUGAAGAAGAAGAAAGACAUCGACGUUGGUCGAAUUGUUCUCGAUGAGCACAAACUAGCGAGGUUGAGAUUAACUGGUGAGGAGAAUGGUCUUGGGAUUCUCCUGCUGGAAUGUGCAGAGCUCAAUGAUGGAAUACAACAACUGCAAUUACUAAAGAAGAUUGGUUCUUUGUUACGAAAACUAGGUAGAGACUCUGUGCAUAAUCCACAGAUUGACAUCUGUUUGGAAAUAUUGGUUAGAAUUUAUUGGGGUCUGGAAUCCAGAAGCCCCUUGAAAAGAGCAACAGCAAGCGCACUAAGCGGCAUUUCUGAAAACCUUGAGGAAGAAGUGGUUAACUGUCUCGUCAAUUGCCUGAGGGAAGAAUUGUUGACAGUGGAUAAACCUCAUGUUAGGAAGGUGAUUGAUUCCAUUGCAGCAUGUAUGGAGAAUUUUAGCCUAGGUGAAAAGUGCGUGCAGUGUCUUUAUCUGGAGGUUCUUCAGUUUCUGCAUACCACAUUGGUGGAUUUUAAGCUGCAAAAUAAGAACCUUGGCGGACAACACAUUCUGCAAAACAAGCUGAUGCAUGAUUCACUGGUAGCCAUGAAGGCCACAAUGGUCCUUGUACAAAAGGUUCAAGAGAAAAUACAUGACAUUUUCUGUAAAAAUGCUGAGCCACGUCUCUGGGAAGCUAUGUGUGGGCUACUCACAUGCUUUAUUGAAAUACUCCUAGAUGGAGAUUUCUUACAGAUCGUUCAGAGUACAGCAGGGAUGGCCGCACUUCUGUUUAUCAAGACUAUUGUGGACUGUGAUGAACUCUUGCCAAAGCUGGUUCAUGAUCUGCUUUUUAACUCCAUGCAAAGAGCUCAUGAUGUACCAGGAUGGUUAAUUCAGAGUUGCGGGCAACUUUACAAUGCUGUACCUCCUGAUGAUGCAGUUCUUUUCCUAAGCCAGGGGUCUCUGGCAAUGUUGGACUGGAGAAGUGGAAGAAUGAGAGAUAGUGGUGAACAUCUACUAUUAGACAUAUUGACUGUUCUCCUGUCACUUAACACACGCUUAAAGGAAUCAAGUAUGGCAAUGUCAGUUUCCAGGAUUCUGAGUCUUUGGACCACUUCUGCACUAGAUGCCCUCCAUUCAGACUCGUGCUCUCAGUAUCUGAAAAAUUCUCUGAAUGGAAACUCUGAAGCGAUUCAGAAGCUGCUGGGAUACAUAUGGACACAUUGGGAACAUCCUUUGGAUGGUGUGAGACAUCAGACUAAAACUAUAUUUAAAAACAUUUUAAAAAUUCACCAGAAGACCAUUGAUGGUUCCUGUGGAAUGACAGAUCCUUUCUUCUUAAAUAUGACACACAGCUUGUUGAGUCUGGAAUGGCACAUCAAAGGAAAAUACAUCUCACUCAGUUGUUUAGUGGAAUAUCUGGGGACUGAAUAUAUACUAACUGUGGAUGACUCUGUUCCAAAACAAGUUCUAGGAGUAAUGCUUGAGCAAUCUCUAGCAACAUAUGCAAGUGACCUAUUGGAAAAAAUGUUUAUGAGUCAUAAGAAUCAGUUGAUGUCUUCAUCCCAGUCUAGUAAUUGGAUUAAACAAUGGCAUGAAAUUUGGGUAUCUCCAUUUCUUGCGACAUUGUGUGAGGAAAAACCCAGCCGAACAACUUACCUUAUUGAAUACUAUCUUCCCAAACUAUUGAAAUGCAAUCCUGACAGCGUGACUUAUAUGAUCAAAGAGCUUCAGUCUUCAGACAAGGCCAGCAACAUUGGGCCUUUCAACAGCAGAGGUGCUCUUGGAGCACUGAUGACUUGCUUGAGAGCAGCUAGAGCUCAAGGAUUGUGGAGCACUGCUGAGGAAUUUGCAUGGAACCAACUGAUACCUAUUAGCCUAAUAAAGCAGGCUUUGGUUCAUAAGCAUGAACAGGUCCGUCUAGAUGCUUUGGGUUUGGUAUGUGAGACACACCGCAGUACAGAAACUCUAUCCCAGCAAGAAAUAGCUUUAAUAAAAUUUUUCCUUCCAUAUAACCUGAACAGUCAGACUCCUGCGAUGAGACAGCAGAUUGUGUGGUUAAUGAGAAAGCUCUUCUCUAGGCUACGGGACAGCUCCCAAGUGCUUUAUAAGCAAACUCAGACUGUUAAUAGGCAGAAGAAUAUUCUCUAUGAAGAAAAAUCAAAAUCUCAACAUCCAGAAGCUAAGCUCCAACAGUACAAGGAUUUUAUGGUCUGGGUAUGUGACAGACUUUUGCAAGCUCUGAUUCCAGGUGCUUCAUUUCCAAGGAAAUUCAUUGUCUUGAAUCUCUUAGGAAUAAUUGCUGACGUUUUUGAAAAUUUUGAGGGUCAGACCUACAGAGUGAUGCAAAUGACUGAAGUCUUGCAGCCAGCCUAUAUUGACUCUUUACUAGCGUGUUUGAACAGCACCUUUGAAGAGUUGAAGUUAUUAGCCUAUGACUUUUUGAAGAAACUUCCAGCUACUAUUUUAGGUUUGCAGGAUGGUGAGAAAUUGCAAACGCUUUUGCAGACUGCUUUGGCUCUUUCAACCAGUACCAAACCUUAUGACUGCAUCACUGCUUCAUACAUCCUGGCUCUUCUGGUACAGCAAGAAGGCUUUUUGUCAGCUUUACGCGCUUGUUCUUUAAUUCAACAAACUAGUUACCAGUUUGAUGACUUCAGCAAGAUUCAUGGAAAACAACCUGCAGAUAAGGAAAUCCUAGAAACCAAUAUUUUAGAAGUUAUUAAAUUCCUGCUGAACUGUCUGUCAGAUGAGAUCAGGCAGGCCGAAAGAUCACUGGUGCACACGGCAGCUACCAAUCCCUUAUAUGGAAGAGUUCAUUGCAUCAUUGGAGCUCUGCAACAACUGUCUCUAAAGUCAGUGUCAAAAAUAGCAGAGUGGAGGGAGACCGUAGCAGAGCUAAUUUUAAUGGCCUUCCAUCUAUCUGCAGUAGUUUCUCCUAUUUGUCAAAGUUCCUCACCAGAAGGCCUAAUUCCAAUGGAUACAGACCUUGAGACUGCUGAAAAUCUACAGAGAAUUCUAAAUGAAAUAAAACCACGGGACACAAAUGAUUAUUUUGCACAAGCAAAACUGCUGAAAACUGAUGAAGACCGAGAAUCGAGCAAAAAUAUGUCUGAAGAUUGCAAACCCUUUGAAAAUUUGAGCAUGGCAAUGACAGAUCAGACAGGCCAAUCUUGCCAGGUUACUGCCCAGAUGGUUCUUGUAUGUUGCUGGAGAAGUAUGAAGGAAAUAUCGUUGCUCUUAGGCUUACUGUGUCAAAAUUUGCCUCUUCAGUCAACACCUGACUCAAAGGAUGGGCUACUGACAUUCAACCAGGUUGGAGAAAUUGGAGAGUACUUUAAAUGCCAGCUUCUACAAUCUAGACAUAGAGGUGCAUUUGAAUUAGCAUAUGUCGGAUUUGUAAAGCUCACUGAAAUGCUUACCGGCUGUAAUAAUAGUGAUUUGCAGAAAUUGCCUCAGCAGUGGCUAGAAGAAGUUCUACAGGAAAUUAAAUCCAGUUCCCCUGCAUCCAAACUGUGUGCCACCCGACGUAGUGCCGGAAUCCCAUUUUACAUUCAGGCCUUGGUGUCUUCGGAACCUAGGAGUUCCAACUUGGGUUUUCUGAAACUGGCAAUGAAGGAACUGAUCUCACUUGCUCUACCAUUAGUGACGUGCCAGGAUGAACCUGCCACCAUUCCACAGGUGCACGCUUUGAAUAUCUUGAGAGCUCUUUUUAGAGACACCAGAUUGGGUGAAAAUGUCAUUCCUUAUGUGGCAGAUGGAAUACAAGCAGCCAUUCUUGGGUUUACAUCUCCUAUAUGGGCAGUACGAAAUUCUUCCACAUUAUUGUUUAGCGCACUGAUUACCAGGGUAUUUGGAGUCAAAAGAGGAAAAGAUGAACAUUCCAAGAAAAACAGGAUGACAGGUAGAGAAUUCUUUACUCGUUUUCCUACACUUUACCCCUUCCUCCUAAAACAACUGGAGAUGGUGGCAAACACAAUGGACAGUGAUUCUGGUGUGCUAAAGCUCCAUCCUAACCUAUUCUUGUUGCUGCUUGUUCUGGGUCGGCUAUAUCCAUCACCCUUGGAUGGCACGUGCUCAGCUCUCAGCCUGGCACCCUUUGUGCCUUUCAUCAUAAGGUGUGGUCACUCGCCUGUGCACCGAUCCCGUGAGAUGGCAGCUCGAGCCCUAGUUCCUUUUGUUGCAGUGGAUCAUAUACUUCCUAUGGCACAGUCCUUGCUGGAAACCUUACCUGCACCCACUGACCUAUAUAUACAACAGAACCAAAUCCAUGGGACGCUGCUGCAGGCACUUCAUUUACUGAGAUCCUACUUUGAAUCCAAACAAAGAACCAAUUCAAGUCUUCACCAAGAGCUGCAUGACAUCAUUGGCUGCACCAGAGCCAAAAUAUGGUUGGCAACAAGGCAGAACCCUUGUUUGCUGACCAGAGCAACUUUCUUCGAUGUCAUCAAUAUCCUUUGCCAUUAUUUAGAUAAGUCAAAAACAAUAGACCCAGAGAUCCUAAACUUCUGGCAGACCACCCACCACAUUAUAUUGGAGUCAGAACUAUUUACAGAUGAGCAAAAGUUUUUUCCAGUACCUGGCUUAAUUCAGUGGCAAAGAAACAUCACCAAACUAACAUUGUCAGUGCUGGCAAUAUCAGUUUCUCUACAGACAGUGUCAUUGUCACCGGGUAAUAUCCAUGAGUUGACUUCUAGAACUGAAGUUCAAUCCAGCCUGUUCCUUUCUCAUCUCCUACAUUCAGAAUUUCUUGAAGUACGUUUGCUGACCCUGGAGACAGUGUUGUUGUGGCUGGAGGAGAUGGAUUCCAACCAGGUCAGGGAGACAAAUGGGAAUGUACUGUUCCUGUUAUCACAAGUUGAGGACACUCUGAAAAAGCUAGCUGUGCAAGAAAAACACCCAGAAUGUCUUGCCAAGGUCCUGAAAAUAUUGUGCUAUCUAAAUAUAGAGACACUUUUUCCCUGGACAGUGAGUACAUCAGUGAUGACUGAGGCCAAACUUCUCAAGUGGAUCUUGUCAAUAGCAGAAACCAUAAAAAACAGCAUUGAGAUGCAAAGUGUUACACUCACAUUGGCUUCAAAGCUGGUGAUCCGUCUAGUGCUGAAGAAGCAGGAGAAAUCCUUGAAUUCCAUAACUCAAGAUCUCAAACAGUGGGUUCAUUUAGUUGCACAGAGUUGUGGAGUAGAGCAGCAGACAGAAAUCCGAUUGACAGCUGCAAAAGUCCUCAUUGAUGCUGCCCCAUCUUUGCUUGCCAAUAAACAACUUUAUUUUGAUCUUCUGGAUACUUUAACACUGUGGAAAUGUAUUUUCACCCUUCUACAAGAUGAAGAACAAGUGGUGAGGGACAAGGCCACAAACAUUAUACAGAUGAUUCCACCUUCUCUGGAGGCUUGUAAAGAAGAUGGUAUUUUGUUUUCUGUCGUUAAUCCGUCUCUGGCUAUGGAUCUUGGCCUUGGUGUGCUGUGCGAACUUAUACAGAUCUGGAACCAAACUUCUCGCGGAAUUGUAACACUAAUUGAGUGGAUGCUGGGAGAAGAGGAUAUGGAAGAAGAUGAAAUGAAUGAAGAUCUGGGGGAAUAUGACAUGCUUUUUGAUAAAGGCGAAUUUAACCUUUGGGCAGAGAAGAUUACUUUUGCCAAUCUACUCCGGAAGCAUCUCUCGGCCCUCAUUUCCCAGUCACAUGCAGUUGCAGACAAUGAAUUGGAACUCCACCGGUUAACAAUGAUGGCUGCCAACCAAGCCCAGCAUGUAGCCUGGCUCUUAAAGGGCCUACCUCCUGCACCAGAAUUUUCUAGAACAGCAGACCACACAAGGCUAAGCAUUCAAAAAGUGAGGCUUUUGAAUAUAUCCCAGCUACUGAGGCUGUUUGGAAUGGGUGCUGUUAUUGCAGAACAUUUCUGAAAUGGAAUGAUCUCAUUAUUUGACUUGGCCAGAAAAUGAGGAAAAACAGAUCAGCUGAAGCAAACUCAUGACAAAGAGAGGCUUGUUGUGACUUGAAAAAACUGUAUCCCAUAAAUUUGUGUAUCUUACCACAUGAAGAUUUUUGUGCCAACAGUAAUUACAUGACAGCUAUUUCCUCCUUUCACUGUUGAACACUGGAUUAUUUUGGCAGCAAAAGUGAACUUUUGUUCAUCGCUUAAGUAAUGGUAUAUGCACACACCUGUAAUCCAGAAUUACAAAUUAUAACUAGGACAAGGGAAAAGUAUGGAUCAUUGUUCAUUCAAGUGUUCUAAGUAAUAUUUGAACCAAAUAAAAUUGAAAUGUAAUUU